AUGCGACGGUCUACUCGAGGCGGGCCACCGCCGCCGCCCGCCUCGGCGACAUCGUCAUCGUCGCUUUCUUCUGCCCGCCUCGAUCGCCACGGUCGAGCCCAGCAGCCCACCAAUCCCAAAUCUACCACACCUCGUUCAUUGUCUAGCGAGGAAGAGCUUCCACGACGCAGUCAACGCGCACACAUACCCAACGGCAAGGCGGCGGCUGGCGGAAGGACCGGCACAGGCGGCGCCACUGGCGACGACGGCGAUGCGGAAAUAGGCGGCGACGAAGAGGAGGUCACUCGCUGUCUCUGCGGCCAGACAGAGUAUCCUGGUCCACCUGACAUUGAGACUUUUGCGGGCAUUGUCGAUGCCGGCGAUCUGUUCAUCCAAUGCGACGGCUGCACCGUUUGGCAGCACGGCGGCUGUGUGGGCAUUGCAGAAGAGAAGCAGGUCCCGGACAAGUAUUAUUGCGAAGAGUGCGACCCUGCUCUCCACAGGAUACACACUGAUUCUAGAGGACAAAGAUAUUCGUUGUAUCUCCCACUUCACCCCAGAGCACGCAAAUCGUCCACAGUCAAACAUGACGACAAAGCGAAGAAAGAGAGGGAAUCGUUACUUUCACGGGCAAGUGUAGAUCCAUCAACUGGCAAGCGGCGGAUCACGAUGCGCAGCAAAGAGCUGGACGACGAAGAGGAACAACUGAAGAGAGCCAUCGAAGAGAGCAGACGAGAGGUCGAAGCAGGGUCCGAGAGCAGCGGUCGAAGGAGCACGAAGCGUGGUCGAGAUGACAGCAGUGAGGACAACAAACACGACCUGAAGCGCCAGCGCACACUUUCCGAAUCGUUACCAGUAGCUCCGUCGCUGGAAUUCGACUCCGAAGACCACGAAUCCACUCCCAAAGCCGGGCGGUUAAAAAAGGUCAAGUCUGAGUCCAAUUCGCGUCAAGCAGAACAACGGGACCGGGAUAAGGAACGCGAGAGGGCCCGAGCAGAAGCUGCUGGGCGACGACAAGAAAGGGCUGGACGGCGAAGAGCAGACGAUUUCGAUGUGCUCGAUGAGACUACCCCGAAGGCUAAUUCGAGCGCCCAUACCUCACCACCUUUACCUUCAUCCCAACCUAACUCUCCCCCGCCACCCACAGAAGGCGAUCGUAGCUCACAUCGGAAGAGCUCUGUUCAGAAGUCAAAAAAGCUGGGGAACAAUCAGUAUAGCACAAAGAACCGAGGCGCGACCUCGAAUAAUCUUUUGGAUUCUCCGCAUUCACGCAGACGGACAUACGCUGGUUCUGGCGAGAAUCCACUCAGCGGAGACGAAGACGAAGAUGACGAGGAGGAUGAGGAGGAGGAGGACAAUCUGUCAAAUGGCGACGCACCACUCUCAACUGAGAAGGGCGCCAUCGCAGCAUCGCAUCGUAAAGUGAGCCCGUCAACAGCGGCGAGCGGCACAAAACCUGCAUCUUCCACUUUCGGAGCUGUAGGUGAAGGCGGCUCCACUUCGACGAAUACCACGGCACCCUCUAUCGGAAGCGUGGCCGCAUCGGCCCCGGCAUCGCUCGGCGCGCCUUCUUCCACGAUCCCCAGCACCGUCAUCACCCCGGCGCCGGCCGAUACAGCUUCCGCGACCACCAUCAUCACCACCCGCGGUGGAAAGUUCUCACGUGGCCGGAGAGGCAAUGGACACGGAGCUUCCGCCCAGGUGACCGCUUCCUCCGGCUUGGAUGGUCUGGCCAAUGCCUCGGCGGGAGCUUCGCGCGGGCUUCUAGACGACAACCUCCAUUCUAACGCGCCGAUGGCCGGCGCGACAUCCGCCCCGCCUUCCUCACUCUUAUACCCGGAGAAGUCAUUUUCGAACAUGAAGACGGCGCUCGAGAGCAUGAGCCGCUGGGUCGCUCGACAGCAAUUAGAGCUGUUAUCAGCUCCUCCGCCCAUCGCCGCUGCUGCUUCCGCGACCACAACAGGCACCGAGUCGGACAGAAAGGCGAUCCUGCCGGCUACAGAGGGCGAAGGAGCCACAGCGACGACGACGACCAAAGAAGCCAAAGCCGCACAACCACAAUCACAACCUUCCCACGCCCCCGAGCCGGAGACUUCGACGACACCGACUCCACCCACGACAGCACCGACGACGACGACGACGACGACGACGACGACGACUACAACAACCGCCGCCGCCGCCGCCGUCGCAGCGAUCGCGACUUCUCGACCGUUCGACGAGCUCUCCUGCGCGGACAUGGCGGUGCGGCUACAGCAGGGCAUCGCGCAGUGGCAGGAGCAAUGGAGCCACCUCGCUUGA
Dissoconium aciculare CBS 342.82 is the source of this 2277-nucleotide messenger RNA. RefSeq lists its product as uncharacterized. Bases 1 to 2277 code for a protein of 758 amino acids. The transcript has 5 exons. Gene Ontology annotation, cellular component: Rpd3L complex; Rpd3L-Expanded complex. Lineage: Eukaryota; Fungi; Ascomycota; Dothideomycetes; Mycosphaerellales; Dissoconiaceae. The record is from RefSeq and is a predicted model, not a curated record. Gene Ontology annotation, biological process: negative regulation of rDNA heterochromatin formation; negative regulation of silent mating-type cassette heterochromatin formation.